ACCAAGCUCUCACUUUGUCGCACAGGGCCAGUUAAACAAUGGCUGAUGAGCGUGCUGUUCCCAGCUCUGGGCACAGUCACGACUCUCCAGAGUUGAGGAUCGUGCUGAUAGGUGGCAGAGAAUUAACAGGAGAGCCCAGUAAUAAGAGUCUGAGCGGUAACAUCAUACUGGGUCAAAAUGUUUUUGACACCAGCAGAAGAACUGCCCAGAGUGUGGCGGGGCAGCAGGAGGUGCAUGGCAGACGGGUCACUGUGGUGGAUACUCCAGGCUGGUGGUGGCACUAUCCACUAGAAAACACCCCAAAGCUGGAUCAGAUAGAAAUCCAGAACAGCGUCCAUCUGUGUCCCCCAGGACCUCACGCCUUUCUUCUGGUCUUUCAUCAUAGCUUUUUUUUACCCCAGAUCUUCGUAUCAUCUUUAAAAGAGCACCUGAAACUUUUCCACAAGGAUGUGUUGAAUCACACCAUCAUACUGUUCACUGCUGAAGAUCCAUGGGAUGAAAAAAAUAUCAACUUCAAAAUCAGUAUGUGGUCAGAAAUGCAGUGGAUUCUUGAGCAAUGUGGAAACAGAAAACAUGUCCUCUGUGUGAGUAACAGGGAGGAUGGCAGUCAAGUUGCAACGCUUUGUGAGAAAAUCGAGGCAAUGGUUGCUGCAAACGGAGGCCGUCACUAUCCCAUUGAUCGUGCCCAUGGAAACGCUCUGAGGGAGGAAAUAAAAGCAAUAAGUGACAGAGGAUCAAAGAGGUUUGAUGAGGUGCAGACACACAGAAGGAAACUCAGAACUCUAAUUGAAGGUGGUAAAACCCCACCAGCACAUUUAAGACUAGUGAUGGUUGGUGCUCAGUGGUCAGCCAAGAGCUCGGCUGGAAACACCAUUCUGAGGAAAAAGGCUUUUGCUGUUCAUCACAGAAGAACAACGAUGUCCUGUGAAAUUAAUCACGGCAUUCUGGGAGAAAGGACACUCGCAGUGGUGGAUUCUCCUGGCUGGUUCUAUAACCACACCCUUCAGGACACCUCUGAGACAGAUAAACAUGAAAUAGAGAACAGUGUGUACAUGUGCACUCCAGGACCCCACGCAGUGCUCCUCGUGGUAGGCCUGGCAGCUGCAUUUAAUACAUCCUACCACAGAGCAGUCCAGGAGCACAUGAGUCUGUUUAGGGAUGAUGUCUGGAAGCACACCAUUGUUCUGUUCACUAGAGGUGAUUGGCUGGGAGUGAAGACUGUGGAAGAACGUAUAGAGAGUGAGGAAGGUCUGCAGUGGCUGAUGAAGCAGUGUGGGAACAGGUACCACGUCCUGGACAACAUGAAGCAUAAUGAUGAGAUGCAGGUACAAGAUCUCCUGGAGAAGAUUGAAGAGAUGUGGGCAGGAAAUGAAGACUCACAUUAUGAAGUUGACCCGGACUGUGAAGCACAGCUGGAGGCCAGAAAAGAGGCUGAAGGAAAAUUAGCUAGAAGGAUCAGAAAGACCACUGAAAGACAAUCAAGAAUACUGGGAAAGUUAUUUGAAGGAGAGAGGCUGACAAUCACUGACCUGAGGAUUGUACUGCUUGGCAGAGAGGAAUCUGGGAAGAGUAUGGCAGGAAACAAAAUCUUUUUCAAAACGAUAUUUGAGAGAAGUUUGUUGAAAAAGGAAUUCCAGGACCAGAGAAGAACAGAAAAGUGUGUAAAGCAUGGAGGAUAUUUUGGUAGGAUAAAUGUUGCUGUCGUUGAGACUCCAGGCUGGCCUGCAGACACGACGGCUCCUGUCUGGCUAAAAGAAGAAGUUCUCCGCAGCGUCUCCAUGUGCGCUCCAGGCCCUCAUAUUUUUCUGUUGGUUGUUCCCAUUUCCAAAGCAUUCACAGAGGAAGACCACAAAGCACUGGUUGAGCUUUUGAUGCCCUUUGGAGAGAGAGUGUGGAGACAUUGCAUGGUGUUGUUCACCUGGGGAGACUGGCUGAAUGACAGACUCAUUGAGGAGCACAUUGCAGGAGAGGGAAAAAGCCUCCAGUGGCUGGUGGAAAAGUGUGGGUACAGAUACCAUGUCCUAAACUGCCAUGGUUUGGGUAAUCAUUUUCCUGUCAGACAGCUCUUCCAAAAAAUCAUUGAUUUGAUCACACAGAACAAGGGACAAUGUUUCACUGCUGAAAGCAAACAAGGGAAAAAACAGUCUGUGCUGACAGAAGAAGAGUGGAACAGCAGGGAGCAAGAUCUGAUAGACCGAAUGUUGAGAGCUGUUGCAAAUGAACCAGAAGAACCAAGACAACCAUUUGUGAAGCGAGGAGCCAGCUUGGAUGGAGUUUUCAUUCCAAGCAUGAGCGGAGACGCUCCCUCAGAGUUUGGGAACAUGCCAGAACUUUGGAAUCAAAGAGCACGUGCCAAAGUGUCUGAAUGGCUGAAGACCAGAGCUGGAAACUCUGACGUCACCUCAGGGAUUGGCAGCAUGAGCGCCUCAGCCAGUCACGUGGAUGAAAGUCCUCUGCCUGAUGAAAACGAUUAGCCAACGAGUUCUGUGAAACAUUAAAUAGUUUGAAAAUAAUAAUA
Messenger RNA from Pelmatolapia mariae (spotted tilapia), 2518 nucleotides. Its product is annotated as GTPase IMAP family member 8-like. Gene Ontology annotation, molecular function: GTP binding. Lineage: Eukaryota; Metazoa; Chordata; Actinopteri; Cichliformes; Cichlidae. The transcript is spliced from 7 exons. The coding region runs from base 39 to 2474 and encodes 811 amino acids. The record is from RefSeq and is a predicted model, not a curated record.